AAAUCUAGUAGGCUAUAGUAUCAACGAUGUCGUUUGAAGAAGCAAGAGUGGUAUUUGAUAUAGGUUCUGAGACUACGAAGGCUGGGUUUGCAGGGGAAUCGUUUCCAAGAUGUGUGAUGCGGUCCAUUGUCGGCAGAUUCCGCCACACUGGCUUCAUCGACGGAGUCCCACUGUUCUACUAUGGUGACCAUGCUAUCAAGAAUCGAGGGACACUCCACCUAAACUGUCCCGUCACGGACGGGUACAUCACCGAUUGGGAUGACAUGGAGAACUUGUGGCAUCAUGUCUUCUACUCCCAAUUGUGUAUGCCUCCUGAACAUUCGAGGGUCGUGCAUGCUAUCCAUGCUAUGUCGACUGUUAAAGAGAAAAAAAAAAUGGCGGAAAUAUUAUUCGAAGUGUUUGCAAUCAAAGGGCUAUAUUUGGUUAAGGCACCAAUCCUAGCACUGUUCGCUAGUGGCCGGACGACAGGGCUGGUCUGGGGCAGUGGCCACUCGUGCUGCUCCGCCACUCCAGUAUUCGAAGGUUUUCCCCUGGCCCACGCCACAGUCUCGUCCGAGUUGUCCGGGUCUGCUCUGACCGAAUACCUGCGCUCUUUGAUCAAUAAACUAGGAUACCAACUCCACACCUCCUUCGAAAAUGAUAUCGUCAAUGAAAUUAAGGCGAACAUGUGUUUUGUCAGCAAUGACUAUGCCGUGGAAGUGGACAAGCUCAAGUUCGACAAAGCAUCGUACGUGAUGCCUGAUGGCCAGAAGAUCCUGCUGGGGCCGGAGCGGACGCAGUGUCCAGAGAUGUUCUUCCAACCCAGCCUGGCCAACAAGAAAUGUGCAAGCAUCCCGGAUAUUAUCUUCAACAGCAUUAAUAAAUGUGACGUGGAUUACAGGCCAUUAUUCUUCAAAAAUAUAGUGGUCUCUGGAGGAUCCACGAUGUUCCCUGGUUUGAUCAACAGACUGAAGGCAGAAAUGCACAUCAAAAACCCAGGUGUGGAAAUGAAGGUGGAUGGUAUACCGAACAGGUCAUUGUCAGCCUGGGCGGGAGGCUCCAUGAUGGCCGGCAUAGACUCUAUGAAGGAUUUCUGGCUCACCAGCGAGGAGUACGAAGACUGUGGAGACGAGAAAGUCAUCUACAAGUUCUUUUGAGAUACAACGGCCUCUCUAGCGUCAUUGCCAUCAUCCCGGGCAGCUACACUGGAGGUCCCGGGUUCGAUCCCCGACUAUUCCAGGCCUAACCAGAGUAUAUUUUAAUUAAUGAGUGGGUUAGAGUAAAAGCAGUAAAAGAAUAAAAAAUACUUUACCCAGUAUUAUCGAAUUUAUUUGG
This is a messenger RNA of Plodia interpunctella (Indianmeal moth), 1314 nucleotides long. RefSeq lists its product as uncharacterized. The record is from RefSeq and is a predicted model, not a curated record. Lineage: Eukaryota; Metazoa; Arthropoda; Insecta; Lepidoptera; Pyralidae. The transcript has 7 exons. Bases 27 to 1136 code for a protein of 369 amino acids.